AGGUGCCGGUCCCGCCCCUCCCGCCCCCGGCGCGGCGGUGGCUGCGCCCCGCGGCUCUGCGCUGCGCGGCCGGAGCUGCGCGGAGCCCGCUGUGAGCCGACAGCAGCGGCAGGACAGCCCUAAAGCCAUGGAAGAGUUAAUAGUCGAGCUGCGCCUGUUUCUUGAACUUCUGGACCAUGAAUAUCUAACUUCUACUGUCAGGGAGAAGAAGGCAGUAAUAACGAACAUUCUCCUGAGGAUACAGUCAUCAAAAGGUUUAGAAAUAAAAGAACAUGUACAGAAGCAAGAAGUCACCAACAGUUUGCCGGCGCCUCCUCAAAUGCCUCUGCCAGAAAUACCUCAGCAGUGGCUGCCACCAGAUAAUGGGCCUCCACCAUUACCAACAUCUUCCCUUCCUGAAGGCUAUUACGAAGAGGCAGUGCCACUUAGUCCUGGGAAGGCUCCUGAGUACAUCACUUCCAAUUAUGACUCAGAUGCUAUGAGCAGCUCUUAUGAAUCUUAUGAUGAAGAGGAGGAGGAUGGAAAGGGGAAGAAAAUGAGACAUCAGUGGCCUUCUGAGGAAGCUUCUAUGGAUCUGGUGAAGGAUGCCAAAAUCUGUGCCUUCCUCCUUAGAAAGAAACGAUUUGGCCAAUGGACGAAACUGCUGUGUGUUAUCAAAGAAAACAAACUACUGUGUUACAAAAGUUCCAAGGACCAGCAGCCCCAGAUGGAGCUACUCCUGAAUGACUGCAGUAUCACAUACAUUCCCAAAGACAGUAAAAAGAAGAAGCAUGAACUGAAAAUCUCGCACCAAGGAGCUGAUGCCCUGGUUCUGGCAGUGCAGAGCAAGGAGCAGGCAGAACAGUGGCUAAAGGUUAUAAAAGAUGUGUGCAGCAACUGUACGGGAGCUGUAGACUCCGAUGGACCAUUGUCUAGUUCUCCAGUACACAAGAUAGAGCUGGAGAAGAAGCUGUCAUUUGAGAGGCCAAGCUCGGAUGGGGAGGGUGCUGUGGAAAAUGGCACCACUACUGUGUGCAACGGAAAGGAACAAGUGAAGAGGAAAAAAAGUUCAAAAACAGAAGCCAAGGGCACUGUGACUAAAGUAACGGGGAAAAAAAUAACGAAGAUCAUUGGUUUAGGAAAGAAAAAGCCUUCAACAGAUGAGCAGACCUCAUCAGCUGAAGAAGAUGUCCCAACAUGUGGAUAUCUCAAUGUGCUCUCAAAUAACCGUUGGCGUGAGCGCUGGUGCAGAGUGAAAGAUAAUAAACUCAUUUUCCACAAGGACAGAACAGAUCUGAAGACGCACAUUGUUUCUAUCCCUCUCCGUGGCUGUGAAGUCAUCCUGGGGCUGGAUUCGAAGCAUCCUUUGACCUUCCGCCUGCUCCGAAAUGGGCAGGAAGUUGCUGUGCUCGAGGCAUCCUCCUCUGAAGACAUGGGCAGAUGGAUAGGAAUUUUGCUGGCAGAAACUGGGUCAUCAACAGACCCUGGAGCUCUGCACUAUGACUACAUUGACGUGGAAAUGACUGCAAGUGUCAUUCAGGCUGCCAAACAAACCUUCUGUUUCAUGAACAGAAGGGUUAUAUCUACAAAUCCUUAUCGGGGAAGCACUGCCAAUGGCUACGCCUGUCCGAGUGGAAUGGCACUUCAUUAUGAUGAUGUUCCCUGCAUAAAUGGAUCGUGGGAACCAGAAGAUGGCUUUCCUUCUUCUCGUAGCAGGAACAUUGGAGAAGAAAUGCUUUAUGAUAACGCAGGCCUGUACGAUAACUUGCCGUCUCCAAAAAUCUUUGCACGCUAUCCGCCAGCUGACAGAAAACCCAAUAGGUUAUCAUCUACUGACAAACUCUCCUCUAACCAUUACAAAUACCCUGUCUUAUCCAAUCUGUCUUCUGCUCAGUCUGUCACUAAUACCUCUGCUGUGGGGAGGGGAUCUGGCUCGCAGUUUAAAGGCAAGAAGCCUCCUGUGACUGCUAAUGGCAUCACCGGAAAAGGGAGAACUCUAAAUAGCCAGCCAAAGAAAUCUGAAUCGGUGUCAUGUGUGAAGCGCACUGCAUCCAAUGCGGAGCAGUACAAAUAUGGCAAGAAUCGUGUGGAGGCAGAUGCGAAGAGGUUACAAAGCAAAGAGGAGGAGCUGCUAAAGAAGAAAGAGGCACUCCGGAAUAGGCUGGCCCAGCUCCGAAAAGAAAGAAAAGAUCUACGUGCUGCCAUUGAAGUCAAUGCUGGCAGGAAGACCCAAGUGAUUCUUGAAGACAAGUUGAAGAAGUUGGAAGAGGAGUGUAAACAGAAGGAGGCUGAACGUGUAAACUUGGAGCUAGAACUGACUGAGGUGAAGGAGAGCCUUAAGAAAGCCUUGGCUGGUGGCAUCACACUGGGCUUGGCUAUUGAGCCCAAAUCAGGAACAUCAAGCCCACAGUCUCCAAUUUUCAAGCACCGAACUUUGGAAAACUCCCCAAUCUCCAGUUGUGAUACCAGUGAUACUGAAUGCUCAAUACCUGUGAACAGCGCAGCAGCUCUAAAGCGACCUCCCUCCUCAAAUAAUUCUCCAUGUCGAGGCCAUGUCCUUCGAAAAGCAAAGGAAUGGGAGAUGAAAAAUGGAACAUAAACAUAUCAAAACCACUCACUUCCUGUAAAGGCCUUACCUAAUAUGGACCAAGACAUAGGCUGCAAAAUACUCAUCUGAAAGGCCGUAUCAAGCGAUACAACAUAAGAGGUUUUAUAAUUCUGUUAAGUUGAUGGUAGCUUGGCGCUAAUUUGCCUGUAUUCCCUCUACUGUAUUGCUGUGUAACUAUGUGUGCCCUUUUUAUUAGCUGUAACUCUAUUUCCAAUGUCACUGGUAAAGAAAAAAAUGAAAACCAAAAGAACCAAACCAACCACAGUAAUUUAAAAGGAUCAUAAAGUCACACUUGAAAAUUCUCUUUGCUAGAACAGCAUUGACUGGCGAUAUUAACUGAACACCACUGAAGACGAGUGCAUUAAGAUUGACAUGAAAUCAUAACUCUCAUAGGUUAAAACUGACUUUUGAGGUCUGCCACAGAGAUGGCUGAGCAAAGUGUUGCUCAUUGGCAGUCUCUUUGCAGUUAGCUGUUUGCGUGGCAGAAGAAAACUGAAGAAUGUGUUCACAGAAAUGGCAUGGCUUGCUUGGUCAGGAAGACAGGAGCUCUUCAGUGCCGCUGUCCUCUACGCUGGUGCAAGACCAUGGGAUGACACGACUCAGCUGUGAAUCAUUUCAUACUUUGUAGACAGAUGUUUUUGUCAUAGGGAGAUAAAAAGCUGCCAAUCUUUGAAAAAAACCCAUGCAUUUUAGUACAUUCUCUUUCUUAGUAUUUUGAAGUACCAGUCAUUUUCAAAGGUCAUGUUGUUGAACUGUGACUUGUUCCUGAUUUUUUUAAAAGGCAAACAGAUAUUUUUAGAUACUCGGUCUUUUCUAUACUUUUUGAAAAAGAGAAAGCGUAAUUGAAAUUAAUCCUCAACAGAUAACAGCAAUUCAGAAUAGCUUAUGCAGUCAGUCUUGUUUUGUUUUUUUAUAAUAUAGUAUUGUUAAACUUGAGUUAUAGAACACUGCUGUACUUAGUUUCCAUCACUUUUUCAGACCUCAGCUAUUAUUUUUGAGGAAAAUGGACUGAAAAGAUGGUUAUUUCCAGACUCUUUUAUACACGAUUUCACAAAUAAUUGGGGAUUUUUCUCAGAUGGGUAUUCACUUCUGUUUGCUAGGAAACAGUGUCUUGUGGCUUAGUCUGUAAAAUGAUAAAAAUCUGUUCUUCUUUGUCUCCAUCCAUGUCACUUCUGAGAACUUACAUGCAGUAAAUUGCCAACUGAAGUCCUUCAAAAUCUCAAGAUUGGCUUUAAAAAUCAGGAGAGAGAGAGAGAGGGAAAAACACAUAUAAUUAGUUGGGUUCUUUUAAUAUUUCCUCUGUGGGUUUUUGUUUAAGCCUUUGGAGAGCCUUUAAUCACAUUCUCAAGAUUUUUCCCUUCUUGACUUUGAGGACUAGAAAAUGACUUUAAUUAAAAAAAAAUAAAAUACUACUCAGAUUUGAGGUAAUCACAGCUGUUUGGGCUGGAGAUCAUUAGUUAAGACUUGCGAUUAAAACAACAGAAGUUGGCAAGACAGUAGUUAUCAAGGAUCUAUGGCCCAGCCUACAGUUUGCCUCUUACCUUGAGGAAUAGCUGUGUGUAACUCCUGAAGGGUACACUGAGAUUCUCAGCUGAGCUGGAUGUCAGAGGACCUCCCACAGGAGCUGGUGGCAUUUGAAAGCAAAAAGCCAUCAGAAAGACCUGAUAGCUUCUAGAAUGCAGGGCUGUGUGCUGGUCCCAAAUGCAAUUAGUGCCAGGGAUCCAUUAAUAUCAGCAGAGUAGAAAUGGAGUCCAAUAUGAGAAAAGACUUUUUGCCUCUUGGGACUAUGCUUUGUACAAAGUGCCACAGGAAUGCAGAUACACUAGGGAAGCAAAGUGUCAGUGUGGUUUUCACUGAAAACAGGAUCUUUUUAUAUAUUAUUUUAGGUCAUCUGCUUACUUACUAACUCUAUAAGUAGAAGGCACAUUCUGUGCUGUAUGACUGUGGACUAAAGAGUAUCAAGUUCCCAUAAAUAUUAGCAGAAACAAAUUUGAAGCAAAAGUAAGUUCAUUUAGGCUUUUUAUUUCAAAUUAAGUUAUUUAUUUGUAUAUUUCAAUAAAUAUUUAAUUUAUAUCUGUACAUAUUUAUGAUGCCAAUUAGGCUUCUAGUCAAUGUUUGCAAUGAUGUAACAGUUGCCAUUAAGAAGUGGUCCAGCAUCAAGUAAUGAAGAGUAGUCAAAAGCCAAAUCACUUGUCUUCUUUACCCAAUAUUGUUACUCUAUCUUCCACCCCUUAUAUCCCAUUGAAACAAAAAAAUCCUUUUCAAGAAUAGGUUUAAUUCAUGCCUGAGACAGAAGUGUGCAAACAAAAAUUAUGGCGUGUUGGGCCAUGUUCACAAGCCCAGCCCCGGUGCCAGAGCCUUCUGCUCUACCAUAGAUGCCGAUUGCCCUCAGCACCUAUAGUACCCUUGGCACCCAUACCACCCACUGCAGCAGGCAAAAUUAAGCAUCUUCUGCCCUUCCUUGAGCAAAGGCUCCAUAAAGCCACCACGGCCCCCAACCUGGCACAUACUGUAAUUGUAUGUCUCUAAUGUGUAAGUGCACUGGUACCAUCGCAAUUUGCAUUAGUGACAUGUCUAUGUAACAGCCAAAGAUUUCAAAGGAGGAAAACAAAAAACCUCGGGAAAAAAUAACCUCUCUAUAGACCACAUUUGGUGCUGUGAAAUAUACUCUGUUUUCUUGAAGAGCACUGUUGCUGCACAAUUUUUUUAUAGAAAGCAACAGUUUGUAUUUUCACCAGUUUUAGAUUUCACGAUCACCAGGCAAAGUCAUCAAUAGAGCAGCAUGACUUUUGUUUUAAAGGAAAACUCUUGUAUUUUAAACCAUUUCUAUGUCUUUUAAGGAAAUAUUACACUUGUGCUUCCUCAACAAACUCCUGUUAACUGUACCAGGUGCUUUUUUUUUAAUUGUUUGGGUUUUUAUUAUGGGUGAUGCUUUUUUUAAAAGAAAACAAAUCAUAACAUUGGGGGGGGGUCAAAUAUGUUUUGUUUUUAUUGAGAUGAUUGUGGCAAUUUGAUUUUUCAAAUGAAGAAUUACUUACUUUAGGAUCGAGUUUUGUUUAAAAAGACACUUUCGAAUUAAUUGGCCCAGGCUGUAUGUUGUAAGAUAAUGUUCUCAUAUUAAGAAUGUAAUUAUUUCCUUAUUGUAUUUUUUAAAAAAACAAAAUCAUAUUUAAAAAAGAAAAAAAUCUCUGUGAAAAAAAAAAAAGCAUGAAAGAAACAUGAAAAAAAGUUUUUGUUUUAUUUUUGUUAUUGGAUAUGUUGGCAGUGCCCAUUAUAAUUGACUGUAAAUAUAGUCUUUCUACUGUAUUUCUCAAUGUAUUUAAGUUUUUUUGGCACACAUUCAUAGAAACUUCUGUUUAAAAACAAAAAAGAAAAAAAGCCUCCAAAAUAGACCCACCUUCAAUGUGUGUCUUAGUAGCUUCAACUAACUUUAUGUCUUUCUAGUUUAUCCUUCAGAAAGUCUUGCAGAGUGUGAAAAAAGACUGGCACCUGAUUGACAGGCGCGACAGAUCCAAGACCAUUAUUAAUAAAAAUACCUGUCAAAAAAAAAGAA
This is a messenger RNA of Neopsephotus bourkii (Bourke's parrot), 6140 nucleotides long. RefSeq names its product actin filament associated protein 1 (gene AFAP1). Bases 128 to 2578 code for a protein of 816 amino acids. The transcript is spliced from 18 exons. Gene Ontology annotation, cellular component: cytosol. NCBI's taxonomy places the organism in Eukaryota, Metazoa, Chordata, Aves, Psittaciformes, Psittacidae. Gene Ontology annotation, molecular function: SH3 domain binding; SH2 domain binding. The record is from RefSeq and is a predicted model, not a curated record.